Paraphaeosphaeria sporulosa is the source of this 1704-nucleotide messenger RNA. RefSeq lists its product as uncharacterized. The record is from RefSeq and is a predicted model, not a curated record. The coding region runs from base 273 to 1589 and encodes 438 amino acids. The transcript is spliced from 2 exons. NCBI's taxonomy places the organism in Eukaryota, Fungi, Ascomycota, Dothideomycetes, Pleosporales, Didymosphaeriaceae.
UCGGUAGCGACAAGCGACAGAUAUGGCAUCCACGCGACUGGAGUCACCCGAGUCUAAAAAGAGGCACGACUGGGAUGAGGGUGCCAACGGACGAGGAAGACUAGGCGACUGCGACGUGUGAAGUCAGUGGGGUAGAGUCGGAUAGAUUGUGGUAAUAUCGAGAGGCCACGGCCACGAGCCACGAUGCCAGGUUUGGCAUGUCAUCAGGCUGAGCUCGAUAGUACUGCAAAGUCCGCAUCGGAGUGCCGGUCGCUGUCCGCUGGGCAGAUGAAAUGGGCAGCCUCACGACGGAUGCGGGUGCUGCAAGAGCAGCGAAGGUGCAGAUCUGCACAGAGAAGAUUUGGGUGUUGUCAAAGAGGCAGCACGCGUGCUGCAUGGGGAGGUGGAUAUUGCCAAAUUGGCAGAAGCGAGGUGCAUUGAGAAUGGCGUCGAAUGCAGAGGUGGGUGUAUUGUUAGUAAGGCGCUCCCUCGGCGGAGGUCCAAUGAUGGUGGAGUGCGGAGCGGGCCCAGCCGUUUCACAGUCCCGAAAGAGCAGGUUAGCAGCCGUCGCGGCCCACCACUGUGCAGUGUGCAGGCCGCGAGCGCGCGGUUCCAGGCGUUCGCACGAGCGAGAUGAUGCGGGCUCCACACGCGCGAAUGGGAGGCGGCGAGCAGGCUGCGCAGUGCGCACUCUACCUGGCGAAGGCCGCUUGGCCGUCCUGGGCGCAGGCGACUCGCGUGCAGCCCGCGACCCCUGCCUUGACUGGCGCGUUCGGUUUCACGAGGCUGGCGCGCAAAACAAGCCGCAGAGAUGGCGAUCGGCACGCAGCGGCGGCCGUGAUGAGCGUGCGACUGCCUCUGCCGUGGCCUGGAUGGCGAGCGCCCGGCUGAGAGGGUGGUCUGGCUGCUUGCGCAGAGGCACAGCGCGUGGUUGCCCAUGGCCAGCUGGCCUCGCACAGUGGGCGCGCAGGCCGCUGGUGUUUCGGCUGGGCAGGCCGCUCGUGGGCCGACCAGGGAGAGCGACAGGGGCGCCGCCGGCCGCCGGACUGUCGAUUGGGCGAAACACGCAGUGCCCCUGGCCAGCAUGGGUGCGUGCACGCCGCGCCGCCGCGCUAACGCCCUCUGUGCCCUCCCCAGUCGGCGCCCAGCCUGCCCUUGCUCAGGGUCAGGGACGCUUCGGCGGUGCUGCGAGCCCGUCGGGCCUCCCAGCUGCACUGCACCCGCUCGACUCCUCUCACGCCCUCCCACGAGCGCCCGAAGAGCCUCAGUCUCGACCUCACCACCGCACGCCGCUGCGCCGUGCUGCUUCCCCUCCUUCUGUGCUCUUCUCGCCUCUUCGACAGAGCGCUGCCGCCUCGCUCUCUACGCCCGCCACCCCAAGGCCUGUUCCGCCCUGCCACCGCCUGCUCAAGCUGUCUCAGGCCUCCUCGGUGCCCAUCGUGUCUUUGAUUCGGGUAGGUCCUGCGCUUCUCUUGUCUCUUCUUUGUGCCGCCUGCAGCAGCAGCUCUAGACCACCACACUUCACUCACUCCAAGUCGACGCGCCCACAGCCGCUCGAACAAAGCGCUCCUUUCUUACACGCGCACAGGUCAUCCGUACCAUCCAGUUGAAUAAGCCUUUUCGUCGGUCGCACUGCUAUACAGCCGCACACUGUCCCCGACAAGGACCUGGAAUUGAACACCGUUGAUUCUCCUGGGCCACCAUCGCUCCGUCAUGAAAUUGAAC